AUGCCAUCACCACAGACAGUGACCCCUGGACCGGAGCUGCAGAGCCUGAAGGAGCCGGCUGAACAGCAGACACCAGCACGGGGCGCCCGGCGGGUGAGCAGUGGGGAUGCUCCCAGCACCCAAUACGAGGAUGCUGCGUGGCCUGGCCUGGGCACCUUGCGGCGGGCCUUCACCCGGGUGAGCCAACGGGCCCGGGUCCUUGAGAAUCCCAACCUGCUUGGGCACAGCUCUCGAUCCCUGUUCCGGUCCUUCCGACGCACCCUGGAGGAGGGCGUGGCUGGUGACGGGCCCCAGACCCCCGCCGUGCCAGGGGCGGCCCAUAGCCCUGAGGUGCCCUCGAGGGGCAUGGAUGGUGUCAGCCAGCGGGCAUCCACUUGGGUGGGGCCUGAGGAACUGAAAAUCGACGCAGAAGGCAAGUCUGUGGCCGACCUCAUCACUGAGCGGCAACUGCUGGCGGCCUUCGAACAGCUGCGGCACCGGGAGACGCAGCUGGUGACCGCUAAGGCCUCGCGCGCCUACGAGCAGGACCCCACCGACUUCGCGCGGCGCGCCAUGGAUGUAUGCCUGCACUACGACCGGCUGGCUUCCGAGAUCGGCGCCAUUGUCAGCGAGACGCUGGGCCCGGAUGGCGUGGACGCGGCCGCGCUCGCCGAACUGGCCCCCGUGGUGCGCGCAGAGGAGGAGGCCCACCCGGAGCCCCCUGCCGACGGCGACUUUCUAUGCACCCCGCGCCACUGGCGCCAGCACUGGGAGGACGCCGUGCGACGGAGCGCGCAGGAGCGUGUGCAGCAGGCAGGCGUCGGGGAGGCCCCGGGGGACAACGAGGGCCCAUCUGACCUGGCCCGCCUUCUAGCGGAGCUCGGCGGCCUGGUCCGCCGCGACCUGCAGAAGGUGUGGCUGGAGGUGCAGCCUGUAUACGCGGCCGCCGGCUUCCCGGCGUGGGAGGCCUACCUGCACGCCUUCCACAGCGCGGUGGCCCAGCGCCUCCAGGAACUGGCGCGCGAGGCACGCGGUUUCGAGCAGCUCUACGUCCUCCUGGACUGGGCUGUCAAUGUCUACGGAAGUCCUGACUUCCUGGGCACCCCAGACCUGGCGCUGCCCGCGGAGCCGCUGCCCCCGCUCCUGGCACCCGAAGUGUGGGCCCAGCUGGAGACGGACUAUACCAGCUUCGUUGAGACCAAGAUCGCCAGCUGCUUUGAAGGCAUCCUGCAGAUGGAGCAGAGUCGCUGGGCCGCCGCUGAGGCCCCGGACGUGCUACAAGGCCGCUACCACUCGCCGCUGUCCAUCGACGUCCAUAUGCUCGUGGCCGAGCAUGUGAAGGCGGCCCGUGCCAUCUCAGCAGAGCUGGAGGCCACCACCCUGCGGAUCUGCGCGCAGGCGCUUGGCCUCUUCGUGCCCAGGUUUGAAAAGGGUUUUCUGGAGUCAGAGGCUGUGAGCGAGCCGCACCUGGGCGCCUACAUCAACGCCUGCGAGGAGCUCAGGACCAGUCUUCUGGCCAGGUUCCCAGGCACCUUUGAGGAACUGGAGAAGCCCCUGGCAGCUACCACCUCCAGCUUCCAGAAGCGUGUACUGCAGGGUUUUCAGAGUGAUGUGCAGCCGCUCUUCAGGGCCGUGUGCACCAAGGCCUGGCUGACACAGGACGUGCUUCAGCCCCUCAUGGACAAGGUGGUGGCCUUUGGCCGCCACCUCGAGCAUGUGGUUCCGACGCGGGCGCAGGAGAUCCUGCACGAGGCGCACCGCUACGUGGUCCGUGAGUACCUGGUGCAGGUGCUGAGGCCACGCGAGCGGUUUCGGGGCGUCGAGCGCGUGACUGGCUCCCAGAAGAUGAGCCUCGAUGCCCAGGCCAUUGGCGACACCUUCCAGGGCCUGGGCUCGGAGGCCUCGUGGCUGGACCAGGCCAUUCCGUGCAUGUCUGAGAUCCUGGGCGAGACGUACAAGGACAACAUCCAGCGGCACCUGGUGACGCUCAUCGAGAGCUACCACGACGUCAGGCGGAAGCACGUGCUGGCCGUGCUGGCGCUGCGCCGACUGGGCCGCCGCCGGAACCAGCGCCUGCUGCAGCAUGCCCAGGACCUGCUGAGGGCCGCGGCCAAGGCUGGGGACGCCGGGGCCACCAGGGACCGCGUGCUCUUCGCGGAGAUUGAAGUGACCGUCUCCAUGGACGUUCUGGUCACCUGCAUCUAA
Trichechus manatus latirostris (Florida manatee) is the source of this 2184-nucleotide messenger RNA. It is a transcript of the gene EXOC3L4, whose product is annotated as exocyst complex component 3 like 4. Gene Ontology annotation, biological process: exocytosis; exocyst localization. NCBI's taxonomy places the organism in Eukaryota, Metazoa, Chordata, Mammalia, Sirenia, Trichechidae. The coding region runs from base 1 to 2184 and encodes 727 amino acids. Gene Ontology annotation, molecular function: SNARE binding. The record is from RefSeq and is a predicted model, not a curated record. The transcript has 11 exons. Gene Ontology annotation, cellular component: exocyst.